AUGCCUCGGUUGUUAUUUAACUUUGGUUUGUUCGUUUUCAUACUUGGUUGUGUGGCUCAUGCACAACUACCGUCUCCAUUCGAUGUUCGCAUCGAUCAUUACAAAACAGGAUCAAUUCAUGAUCUUGUAAUAAAUACACCACGACCUCGAUUUUCUUGGAAAAUUUCAAAUAAUAAUGAACCGUCCCAAAGAAAUAUUGAACAAAUAGCUUACCAAAUCCAGCUUGAGUCGAUAAAAGUUUCAGCAAAAGAUAAUUUAUUUCAAUGGGAUAGUGGACGAAUUGUAUCGACACAAUCUAUCCAUGUGCCAUAUGCAAGUCGAUAUGAUCUAUCUGCUGGAGCCCGAUACCGCUUUCGUUUGCGUAUUUGGACUAGUAUACCGAAUGAGUCCAGUGAAUGGACUGAAUGGAUUUAUUUUCGAACGGCAAUCUUCAAUUUGAACGAAUAUUUAACCGACAAUGCAAAUCUUUUAUGGAUUGGUUCGACGAAGAUCAAUAUGAAUGAAUUACGAAAAGAAUUUCUAGUUCCAAAUACAAGUCCAGUUCGUUCGGCAAUUGUUUAUAUAUCCGGUAUUGGUUAUUAUCAGUUUUACAUAAAUGGUUACAAUGUUGACCCCAGUCGAAAAUUAGAUCCUGGUUGGACAACGUUCGAAAUACGUACAUUGGUCGCAACUUUCGAUGUGACAUCAAACAUUUCGGCUGGUAUGAAUGCUGUAGGAGUGAAACUUGGAAACGGUUGGUAUAGUGGAGAACAACUAGGAAUACCAACUUAUGGUCCGCCUCGUUUACUUUUUACUUUGAAUAUUACGUUUCAGAACGGUGAACAGAUGCAAGUUCUCAGUGAUCAAACAUGGUCUGGUCGACAAGGAUCUAUUCUACGCGAUAGUGUCUACAAUGGCGAAUCGUACGAUGCACGAAAUGAACGUGUCGAUUGGGCACGACCCGGAUUUAAUGAUUCAUUAUCUGCUUGGAUCAUGGCAGACUCGUUACCAUCUCCAGUUAGUGAAGCACGUAAUGGUCAAUUAGUAUUGCAAGAUAUGCCGCCGAUUCGAGCCGGAUUCGAUGCAUUGCAUAUUGAAACAGAUAUGUCUAACCAUGAGAGAGAUUAUUUGAAAUCGAUGAACCUCAAAUACAUUCAAGGUGCUUCGUUCAGAGAUGGACGUGGAAGUGUAUUGAAACCAAUCAGCGUAUCUCAACCGACGGUUGGAAUACAUACAUUCGAUCUAGGUCAGAAUAUGGUUGGCUGGUGUCGAGUCAGAUUACGCGGUCUCCGUGGUGUAGGUGUAUAUUUUCGUCAUGCGGAGAUUUUGGCACAGCCACUACAUUCCACAGGUCAGUCCACCGGAGGAAUAUACACUGAGAAUCUGCGCGGUGCUACACAAUUUGAUACUUAUAUCCUACGUGGAGAUCCAAAUGGUGAAAUUUAUGAACCGACUUUCACUGUACAUGGCUUUCGAUACUUCCAAGUCUCUGGAGCACCAAACCCGCUCACCGUCGAUGAUGUUGAAUGUCCUGUCGUGCAUAGUGAAACAGUUUUGAAAGGAAACUUUAUUAGUAGCAGUCCCAUUAUUAAUCAAAUUCAACAUAAUAUUCAAUGGGGUCAAUUGAGUAACAUUAUGUCGGUACCUACAGACUGUCCACAACGUGAUGAACGACGUGGCUGGAUGGGUGAUGCUGCACUCUCAGUCAAUGAAGCCUUGUACAACUUUGAUUUAAUCAAAUUCUAUGUAAAUUUUCUGAAUUUAAUCUGCGAUGUUCAACAGAGUAAUGGAGCUAUACCCGAUGUCGUGCCGAAUGGCGGUGGUUACCCAGCGGAUCCUAAUUGGGGUACUGCUUUGCCAACAAUCACUUGGCAACUCUAUCGCCAUUAUAAUGAUAGUCAGAUUCUAUCGACUUAUUAUGAUCAUGUUCGUGCAUACGUCGAAAAUAUACGUGGUGGCUAUAAUAACACAGGUCUCGUCAAUCUUGCUUAUCAAUUUGGUGAUUGGGUUCCACCACCACCACAACCGAUGACUAAUGAGCAUCUAAUCGCGUCAUUUGCUUUCCUUCAUGAUGUGUCUAUUUUGAUUAAUAUGUCGCAAGUACUUGGCAAGACAGCCGAUAGUCAAGCCUAUUCAGCAUUCUAUCAACAACUUGCCGAAGAAUUUCAUCGCGUUUUCUUCAAUACAGCAGCGAACUACUAUGCUGAUGGAAUGCAGUCCGCUCAAGUUCUGGCUUUAGCAUUACCUAAUGUCGUUCCCGAGAAUGCUCGAGUAACCGUAUUCAAUCAUCUACUGAGCGAUAUUAGUGCAAAAAAUAACCACGUGUCUACUGGCAUCGUGUCUACUGCACAGUUAUAUCCACUUUUAUCUGACAAUGGCCAUCAUGAUCUGGCAGUCGAACUGAUUUCCUCUACAACAUAUCCAUCGUAUGGUUACAUGUUUACGAAUCCAUAUGAAAACGCUACUACGAUCUGGGAAUUAUGGGACGCACCAUCGGAAGGACCUGGUAUGAAUUCACGCAAUCAUAUUAUGUAUGGCAGUGUUGGGGCUUGGUUCUAUUCACAUUUAGCUGGUAUUGACCUUUCUUCCACAGGAAUUACUAUUAGACCACGUAUGGUAUCUGAAACAAAAAAACAUCUAUUAAGUAAAAUCAACUGCCAAUUAAGUACGCUCUAUGGUCUUGUUCAAGUAUCUUACACACGUGACGAGCGUGAUACAGUUGCUAACUCGAUUUUGAUGAGCGUCAUCAUACCGCCCAAUACACAAGCAAAAGUUGUAUUUGAACCGUUAUUUCCCGGCAGUCGUUGCAUUACAUUGCUCGAAGAUAAUCAAACUAUUUGGUCAUUAGCUAGUGCAGAGUUCACUCAUGUUCGAAACUUUGCAGUCGAACGUGAUACUAGGACCGACUUUAUGACAGUUCACAUCGGAUCCGGGCGGUAUGAAUUUCAAGUUGUAUGGCAGUAA
Adineta ricciae is the source of this 2943-nucleotide messenger RNA. The record is from the annotation of a GenBank genome assembly. NCBI's taxonomy places the organism in Eukaryota, Metazoa, Rotifera, Eurotatoria, Adinetida, Adinetidae.